UAAACUUAGGGAAUGAAUAAUUUGCAAAAUGCCGAUAAUCGAUAAAUUUAACUAAAACAAAAUUAUAUACUUUAUGGUCCGGUGAGAAAGUAUGAUGCUAUCAGCCUCACAUAUACUAUCGAUAAUGGCUUUAGUUUUGAUUGCAGAACCAACUAGGGUGAACAGAGGCGCCAACAUCCGAUUGAAGAAUACAGCAGACAACGUACAUAUUCUACGAGAUCAGGAAUAGGAUAAUAAGUUAGCGAUGGCAUCAAAGGCAAGGCUGAUAAACUUUUUGAGCGAGGAGCGGUACGCAGUGCUAUCGGCGCGCUACGCGGCUUUCCACGAGGCCAUGAACGACCCUGCGCAGCCCGUAGUGCGCGUCUACGACCCCCUCGUACCAAACCACUUGCGCGAGCUGCUGCUCGUCAGAGAGGUCAGCGCGGAGCUGCAGCAGAAAAAACAAGAUAGUUUGAAGCCUGCGGCAGCGAAAGCUGUGAAUGUCAACUAAAUGCAGGGCCAGAAACCUAAAGCGCUCGGAAAAAGAAAACAAAAACAAUCAAAUACAAGUAUUUUUAACUACAUUUAUGUCUUACAUGUGUAUGUACGUAGGUAUGUACUUUGAAUACAGUCGGAGAAUUUCGCGGUGCGCCACCUUAAAACUAGUCGUUUGAAAGCAUCGACACGAUGAAGCGGACAAUAACCAAUUAUUACGCAGCUGAAAUGUCUAUAUGAGAAAAGGUCGUUCAGUGGUACACGGCUAACAAAUAUUGCUAUUUUUUUCCCGUCAUUUGCGCAACUCACUGUUACUUAAUUGGUUAUUUGUAAAAAGAAGCGGAGUUUGUCUCGUUGCAAAGUACAAUUUUCGUGUAACUGGAACACUGCAGAUUUCCACGACUGUACCUAAAAUCAAAUCUGUAAAUAAUUGUAGUCUUAUUCGCACCUAUUUUUAUCACGAGCAUGAAUUGUAGAUUUGUGUCAUAAUGUAUUUUAUUUAAGAAAGUCACAUUUAAAUGAGUAAAAAAAGCUUGUUAAAUCAUGCUUAUUAAAUUGUAUCUACAUAUUUAAAAAUAGUUUAGUAAAAACUGAAUAGUGAACACAAACAUUAAUCUGUUUAAUUAAUUUUAUACUUAUUAUUAAUGUAAUAAUUGACAAUU
Molecule: messenger RNA, 1136 nt
Organism: Papilio polytes (common Mormon)
Lineage: Eukaryota; Metazoa; Arthropoda; Insecta; Lepidoptera; Papilionidae
Exons: 3
Coding region: 245-490 (81 amino acids)
Source: RefSeq, a predicted model, not a curated record